AUGAAUGGAUCGACAGCUUUCCACGACGAGCCGCCGGCUCCCAAGCGAAGACAGCUCUCCAACCGAGUUCCCCGAGCUUCUCAGGCUUGCAAUUCUUGUGCAGCAUCCAAGGUGAGGUGCGAUGAUUCGACGGCGUGUCGACGCUGUCGCCAAAAGGGCAUCGAAUGCAUCAGAUCCCAUCCUGCUACUUCAGGUGGAGAUGAUGGAGACAUGGGGAUGCUAUCCCAGGUUAGUGAUUGUGUCCGGAGAUCUCUGUCCAACCAAGGGCAUCGACGAGAUUCAGAAACUGUCCGUCCCCGUCAGCUGCUACCACCGACUUCUCAAGAGAUCACAUCCAUGGAAUCGGCCAUAUGUGGAGAGGACGGUAUCAGCACCAGCGGAACAGUAGACAGCCAUGGUAGUCACCAGCCCCCGGUUCUCUCGACGUUGCCCGCCAUGGACGACCGAGGGUCCAUCAGCAACGCCGUAUCUCCUCCUAUCAACCCAGCACUGGUCUCCGGCAACUACCUGUUUGAUAGGCUCUCGCCGCUACACAGUCAAUCUGACUUCUUGGGAUUCGACCUUGGCCUUGAGGCAUCAAUGCUAUAUUCAAUGGCACCGCUGCUCGUUCCCGGCUCCAACGCUGACCUUGAACCGGCAGCCAUGACGCCCAAGAGCCUCUCUUGUGAUGAGUCUGGCGUUUCCGACGAGGCCAACAAGACUUACACUGCCACCCUGGGGAGUUGGAAGCCAGUUCCAGGAGACUAUCUUGAAAUGGACAGGUGCAACCUCUUCCUAUCGGCAGCCCAGGAAGAUUCCAUGGCUGGGAGAAUGGGCUCCUUUGACCCGACUGUCAUCAAGCAGCAUUUGACCUCGUUCAAGCGAGAUCAAAUCAUGUAUCUGAUAUCUGGCUCCAGCUGUAAUCCCAAGCUCAUGCCAGCAGCGAUGUCCUUUCCUUCGGCCAAGAUCCUCGACGAGAUGCUUCGGAUUGCUCUGACCCGGCAAAGAGACGACAUCACCAAUAUGAUUCACCUUCCCACUUUCAAUCCAUCACAUUGUGACAUUACGCUUCUUAUUGCCUUGAUUUGUGCCGGAGCGUCCUUCUCGGCCAACUCCUUAGCUCACAAGUUCGGACUCGCACUGACCGAAGUAUUGCGAACCCAAGUGAUCAGUUCUGGGGAUCGCGAAAAUCAUUUGACCCGCAUAUUACCAUAUGUGCAGGCCUUCGUCCUUGCUUCUGAAGUAGGACUCUGGAGCGGGGAUCAGCGCAAGUCCGAGAUGUCUGAUGUCUUGACUGUGUACCGCCAUUUCACCCAAUGUUCACGUCGGUCCGUAUUUAGGAACACAACACCUCAAGUCUCCUACCGUGAACUCUCGACACCGAUCCCCUGCCAUCCCGAGCUCUGGUUUGCAUCAUCGUCAACAGAGUGGAGAUCAAAAUAUCUACAGCUUCAACCCCAAGGUCACCAACACAGACUCAAUCUUGCCCAUUGUCUUGCCCGGCCGGCUGUUUUCAAGGCCUUUUCGCCCAUGCAAGAUCCUGGACUAGCCAAUCUGGCCGUCCUUUCAUCCAUCAUGACGAUGCUGGUCGAAGACCGUCUCCAGGUCAUGGUGUUCAGAUCCUUCCCCGAUCCGGAAAGGCCUGCCCAAGGCUUCGAAGGAGUUGGCCCCGACCGGCACAUCACCAAACUCCUAGACGAGACAAGGGGCUUGUUAGAAUCCGAUACACCUCCAGCCUGGCCCAACUCGCCUGCCACUACAUUUCUGGUAAUAUUCAACACGUUCCAUUCCUCAGCACCCAUGUGCUUGAUUGAGACUCUAUUUGGGAACGAAAAACACAGAUCCGCGCGAGAAGCACGCAUCGAGCUCAAGGAAUGGGUAAAGACCCGAUUAGGGAGAAAUUCAGUUUGGCAAGCUGCCCAGGUCCUUCGGGCCUCCAGGGCACUACCACCACAAGAUCGGACAGACUUUCACGUCUUUGCGGCGUAUCAGGCCAUCCAGUGCCUCUGGGUAUAUGGGAACAUCCACGAGCGGGGGCUACAAACUCAGAAUCUACCUGCACAGGAUGGAACAGCGCCAAUGCUCCUGCGAGACAACUUACCCGUGAUCCGAGUGGAUGGAGCCGAGUCGCUCGAGUCCCAGCGUUGGAUUAGUCACGGCAAAGGGAUUCCGUUCAUUCCACGGUCCAGUGAAGAGAUAGGAAUCCCUUCCGAUAGAGCUACGGAUCUAAUACCCCUUGCUGCUAAUCUUGGUGGCGAAGGGAGCCUCACUGAGUCUUUGGUGGGCAUGAUGAAGCACUGCUUUUCACCCACAGUCACAGGGAAACAUUUCCCGAUACUUGAGCACGUGUGUCAAAUAUUAGAUGCGCUAGGGCGUUGA
Messenger RNA from Ilyonectria robusta, 2358 nucleotides. RefSeq lists its product as uncharacterized. The coding region runs from base 1 to 2358 and encodes 785 amino acids. The transcript is spliced from 3 exons. Gene Ontology annotation, biological process: DNA-templated transcription; regulation of DNA-templated transcription. The record is from RefSeq and is a predicted model, not a curated record. Gene Ontology annotation, molecular function: DNA binding; DNA-binding transcription factor activity, RNA polymerase II-specific; zinc ion binding. Lineage: Eukaryota; Fungi; Ascomycota; Sordariomycetes; Hypocreales; Nectriaceae.